CCCUGGGGGUAAAGGGCAGGCAGUUUGGGUCUGGACAUCGACGCUUGCGGACUCCAACCAACCAUGGCCGGGCCUGAAUGGGAGUCGCUGGAGCAAUGCUUGGAGAAUAACCUGCAGCCCGCAGACUUGCGGGAGGUGAAACGCAUUCUCUAUGGCAAGGAGACCAGGAAGCUCGACCUGCCCAGCAGAGCUUUUGAAUUGGCCUCUGAAGGGGACUUUGAGCUGCAGGGUCACGCCUUCGAGGCAGCAGAGGAGCAGCUGAGGCGACCUCGGACCGUGCGUGUCGGGCUUGUUCAGAACAGAACGCCCCUGCCUGUGGAUGCCCCUGUGGCGAAACAGGUCUCUGCCCUUCACAGACGCAUAGAGGCCAUUGUAGAGGUGGCGGCAAUGUGUGGAGUCAACAUCAUCUGUUUCCAGGAAGCGUGGACUAUGCCCUUUGCUUUCUGUACAAGAGAGAAGCUUCCUUGGACGGAAUUUGCCGAGUCAGCAGAAGACGGCCCUACCACCAGAUUCUGUCAGAAGUUGGCGAAGAAGCAUGACCUGGUGGUGGUAUCCCCUAUCCUGGAACGAGACGGAGAGCACGGGGACGUUUUGUGGAACACAGCUGUGGUGAUCUCCAAUUCUGGAGCAGUCCUUGGAAAGACCAGGAAAAACCACAUCCCCAGAGUGGGUGAUUUCAACGAGUCCACUUACUACAUGGAGGGAAACCUGGGCCAUCCUGUGUUCCAGACGCAGUUUGGGAGGAUCGCAGUGAACAUUUGCUACGGGCGGCACCACCCCCUCAACUGGCUCAUGUACAGCAUCAACGGGGCCGAGAUCAUCUUCAACCCCUCAGCCACCAUCGGAGUGCUCAGCGAGUCCAUGUGGCCAAUCGAGGCCAGGAACGCAGCCAUUGCCAAUCACUGCUUCACCUGUGCCAUCAAUCGUGUGGGCGAGGAAUACUUCCCGAAUGAGUUUACCUCUGGAGAUGGGAAGAAAGCUCACCAGAACUUCGGCUACUUUUAUGGCUCGAGCUACGUGGCAGCCCCUGAUGGUAGCCGCACUCCGGGGCUCUCCCGAAACCGGGACGGGCUGCUGGUUGCCGAGCUCAACCUCAACCUCUGCCGGCAGAUGAAUGACAUGUGGAACUUCAAGAUGACAGGCAGAUAUGAGAUGUAUGCACGGGAGCUUGCCGAAGCUGUCAAGCGCAACUAUAGCCCCGAUAUUGUGAAGGAGUAGCUGGCUGUUAGCUCCUGCCCACCACGGAAGGCACCUUUGCCCCCAGCCGAUCAGCAGAUGGGACAGGCUUUACAUGUCCAAGUUCUCCUUAAUGAUUCCCUGAUAACGUUGCUGCCCAGAUUGGUUUUUAAAUAUCCAGACGGUGAGGGUGGAGUGAGGAGUGACUGCUUAAUAGGUAGGAGGUUUUCUUCUGAGGUGAUGAAAAUGUUUUGGGACUCGACAGAGGUGAUG
Hipposideros armiger (great roundleaf bat) is the source of this 1449-nucleotide messenger RNA. RefSeq names its product beta-ureidopropionase 1 (gene UPB1). The transcript has 10 exons. NCBI's taxonomy places the organism in Eukaryota, Metazoa, Chordata, Mammalia, Chiroptera, Hipposideridae. The record is from RefSeq and is a predicted model, not a curated record. The coding region runs from base 64 to 1218 and encodes 384 amino acids. Gene Ontology annotation, molecular function: beta-ureidopropionase activity.